Molecule: messenger RNA, 4896 nt
Organism: Puntigrus tetrazona (Sumatra barb)
Lineage: Eukaryota; Metazoa; Chordata; Actinopteri; Cypriniformes; Cyprinidae
Gene: adamts15b
Product: A disintegrin and metalloproteinase with thrombospondin motifs 15
Exons: 8
Coding region: 519-3443 (974 amino acids)
Biological process (GO): extracellular matrix organization; proteolysis
Cellular component (GO): extracellular matrix
Molecular function (GO): metalloendopeptidase activity
Source: RefSeq, a predicted model, not a curated record
AAACGUUACAGGAAACAUCCAUCUAAAACUUCGCAGAAAAGAAGUUCCAUAAGUGAUUCGACAAUAAACUUAUUUUGCAGGUCUACUAACAUUUUGAGAAAGUUACAAAUGAUCGGAAAACUUUAAAAAUGAACGUUCCCUUGUCUCAUGAAGUAAAAUCAUCAAAAUUGUUAGGAUUAUGUAUUUAACUGGAACUGCAACAAACACGCAUUUGAUUUUACAGAACGUUUUAUGAAAGCUGUUAUAAUUGUAUUGAAAAUUGAAAAUUGUUUGCCAAUUGUUCCACACCUCUACAAAUGACACAAGCAUUAUCAGAGUGGGAGGUAACCUCUGAAGCGCGGCUGGCUUGAUGCUGCUCCUAUUUAGAGAGCCAGAAGUGUCUGCAGUGUUCAACAUGAACGAUGAGCUCUCAUCUGAACUUCCCCAAAACUCUUAUUACGAUCUGCAAUGUUUACAUAUGACGCAAAAGAGUAAAAAAGAGAGAGGUGGUAUCACAGAGAGCAACACCAGGGCGAUGGAUGGGGACCGUAGCAAAGCUUAAUUCUCACGACGGACGCACGGAGCAUAAACGGUGUGAAUUACGCUCUGAAGGACAUCUAAAAUCACCGCCAGCGACGAUGUCGCUCUUCCCCGUAGUUUUGUUUUGUCUCUCGCACAUGCUGUUUUCAACGAAAAUAUACCUCUGCAUGGAAACUGAUUUUUGUGAACCUGUUCGACUUGACCGUGAAAAAGUCCCAAAUCAUGACAAACUGAGCAAAGAACUUGUCGUUUACAGAAUAAACGCUUUUAAUCGGGAAUUCUAUCUCAAUCUUCUGCCCGACUCCAGCUUUCUGGCUCCCGGCGGCACGUUUCAGCAUGACACAACAUCAAGUGCUUUUUUAGGAGGUGAUUUUAGAAGAUGCUUUUACUCCGGUGAUGUUAACGCAGACAGUAGUUCGUACGCAGCUCUCAGUCUCUGUGGAGGCGUCCGAGGAGCGUUUUCUUACGACGGGAUGGAGUACCUCAUAGAGCGCAGGUCGACCACAGCGCCAGGGAUGGUGUCGGAUGGUGCUGAUAAAACGCACGUCGUCCGCAGGAGAAGACAUCUUCACGCGCCGGGCUCAACAUCUAGGUGCGGGGUCGCAUCUGGUUAUAACCAGGGCGUUGUGGAGUCGCUGGAAAAGUACAAACAUAUCAAGGGACACACAAGGAACUUGACAGAAACUUUGCUGAAAAGCAUGAGCAGGUCGAAAAGAUUCGCCUCCAUACCGAGGUACGUGGAGGUCCUGGUCGUAGCUGAUGAGUCGAUGGCGAAAUUCCACGGAGACGACCUGAAGCAUUACCUUUUGACUCUCAUGUCAGUCACUGCAAAGCUGUACAAACACCCCAGUAUCUUGAACGCCAUCAGUAUAGUGGUUGUGAAGCUCAUGGUGAUUAAUGAGGCAGAAAAGGGACCCAAAGUGUCCAGUAACGCGGCGCUAACGCUGCGCAAUUUCUGCACCUGGCAGAAGAAGCUGAACAAGAUCAACGACAAACACCCAGAGUACUGGGAUACUGCUAUUUUGUUCACGAAGCAGGACCUGUGUGGGGCCACCACGUGCGACACUCUGGGUAUGGCUGAUGUAGGCACCAUGUGCGAUCCCAAGAGGAGCUGCUCAGUGAUCGAAGACGACGGCCUCCCCUCAGCCUUCACCACCGCACAUGAACUUGGGCACGUGUUCAGUAUGCCACAUGACAAUGUGAAGGCUUGUGAGGAGGUAUUUGGAAAGCUCAAGGACAACCAUAUGAUGUCUCCCACUCUGAUCCAGAUUGACCACAACACGCCCUGGUCUGUCUGCAGCGCUGCCAUCAUCACAGACUUCCUGGACGCCGGCCACGGUGACUGUCUGCUGGAUCAGCCCCAAAAGCUGCUGGCCCUUUCAAAUGACCCUCCAGGUGUCAGCUACUCGCUCAGCCGGCAGUGUGAACUGGCCUUCGGCUCAGGAUCCAAGCCUUGUCCGUACAUGCAGGCCUGCUCUAAGCUGUGGUGCACGGGGAAAGCUAAAGGACAGCUGGUGUGUCAGACUCGCCACUUUCCCUGGGCUGACGGUACGACCUGCGGCACCAACAAGCUGUGCUAUCGGGGGAUCUGUGCUGAUAAGCAAAAUAUCACCAAAAACAAGGUAGAUGGACAUUGGGGUCGGUGGGGUCCGUACGGGCCAUGUUCCCGUACUUGUGGAGGAGGGGUGCAGCUCGCCAAAAGGGACUGUAACAACCCUCUCCCUGAAAACGGGGGAAAGUACUGCCAGGGACUGAGAGUGAAGUAUCGAUCCUGCAACUUAGAACCCUGCAAAGACUCAGGAAAGAGCUUUCGAGAAGAGCAGUGUGAGGCAUUCAAUGGCAUCAGUCUGAACACUAACAGACUGAGCCCGUCUGUGGUCUGGGUCCCGAAAUACUCUGGGGUGUCUGUUAGGGAUAGAUGCAAGCUCAUCUGCCGAGCCAACGGCACCGGAUACUUUUAUGUGCUUGCACAGAAGGUGGUGGACGGGACCCCUUGUUCUCCUGAUACCUCAGCGGUCUGUGUUCAGGGGAAAUGCAUUAAGGCUGGCUGUGAUGGCAAACUGAGCUCCAACAUAAAGUUUGACAAAUGUGGUGUGUGUGGAGGAGACAGCCAAAACUGCAAGAAAGUCUCUGGAAUGUUCACAAAACCCAUGAAUGGAUAUAACUUUGUGGUGAUUCUACCGGUCGGAGCUGCGAACGUGGACGUAAGGCAGCGCGGUUACCGGGGUCUGAUUAACGAUGACAACUAUUUAGCAGUAAAGAACAUCCAUGGCAAAUAUCUCCUGAAUGGAAACUUUGUGGUUUCAGCAGUAGAAAAAGACAUUAUCGUAAAGGGAAGUCUGCUGCGCUACAGUGGAACGGGCACCUCGGUGGAGACCCUGCAGUCCUCCAGACCUCUCAAAGAGUCUCUCACGGUGGAGCUGUUGUCGGUGGGUAAAAUGACUCCUCCUCGAGUGCGCUACUCCUACUACACGAAUGUGGGAAAUAAAGAGGGCAAGGUCCUAAAGAAGGAGGAGAGGACGCCUACGCAGAACAGUGUGCUGGAAGAUAGCAAUAAAGUGGAGCUGAAGAAGCCAGCCUAUCAAAUGCCAUCUUAUAAAUGGGUGGCGGCGGACUGGAACAAGUGCUCGGUUACUUGUGGGAACGGAGUUCAGAGUAGACUGAUUCAGUGUUUGGAUGAGGAUGGGGAAACGGCUACACAUUGUGACGGCACACAAAAGCCCAGUGCCAUUAGGGUGUGUGGUGACCCUUGCCCAACAUGGAGCAUCGGCGAAUGGUCAUCGUGCUCUAAAACCUGCGGGAAAGGCUUUAGGAGGCGCCCACUGCGAUGCAUCACUCAAACCGGACUGCUUUUACCUAGAGACCACUGCUCAAGCAAAAGAAAGCCACAGGAACUGGACUUUUGCAAUGUUCGACCCUGCUAGUGAAUGAUUCGGUGUGUUCCGGGACCAAUUUUAUGGAGCCAAAGCGAUCGAUUUAUGUGUGCAUCCUGUGUUGCCUCAUUUAUAAUGAGAAUGUUGUCUCAAAUGACGUCUUUUAACAUUGCAAUGUUACAGUAAGGUACAGCUAUCGCCUACCUCGAAAAGGACAGGGUGUUUUAACGCAACAAAAUAACACAGACUACGCAAAGCUGUAAAACGGUAUGCCUUGGCAUUAAAACUGUCACAAAAGCAGGCUUUUACAGUAUCUCCUCUACAUAUGGUUGUAGAUAAAGUGAUAAUAUCGGACAGCGUUUGAGUUUGUAUUCAGACUUUAAAUACAUGUGAAUAAUUUGAUCUAAAUGUGAAGCAUAUUGUAUGCAAAAAUAGGGCGACUUGGUCCAUGCACUAUUGAUCAUUUGUAUUCGUACAGUAUAUUGGGCUGAGAUAGUCAGUAGAUUAAAGCGUUCCUGUUCAUUGAAGGUGCAAGAAGCAGAAUUUAGGGGUAACAUAUAAGUUUAGACAAGAUAAAGAUGCAAAAAGUAGGCUUUUAGUUUGGAUUUAGUGAAAGUAAUCAGUAAUUUACCUACUCGUUUUGGACAGACUGUAAACACAUAUUUACAUUAAUAAUGUUAAUGUUUAAUUAAAUGGUACCGUACACAAAGGGAUAAAACGGUUAAAUACUAUGAAUAAAUUAGUAUACUUAAUGGCACGAAACAUCAUCAUUUCAGCUAUAUAAGUAUACCAGUUUAUAUAUAAUUUUUUUCUCUGCUAAAAGACACUGAUGCUGAUAUGGCCUCAGUACUUCAAAUGAUGUGCAAAAGAAACUUUUUAUACAAUAUAUGAUUUCAAUAUCAUUAAAUCAAUCUCCACAGUAUACAGAGGGAAUAAAAGAAAUAUAAAACUCAUGCAGCUGCUACAGCCACUACGAUUUAAGCUGUAAAGUCACCAUGAUUCUUAGAUGAAAAAUCAAGCGUAUGUUUAAUUGUACGUGUAUUAGAUGUAUUCUCUGCUGGAUCUAUGAAGAUACAUUGUAACUUGUGUAAACCAAAUGUUGUCGUUGAGAGCAUCCCAUUCAUUCCAAAGGUGCUUCCUUGUUUAUUCGUGUUUUCUCAUCUUUUGAUGUUAAUACAGCAAAAGGCGCUUAUGUUUUUCUAUUGGGAUCCAUUGUAUACUAUGUAUACAUCCAUCAACUGUGCACAAAUAAAUACAGAAAUGAUAUGAACCGCUCUGAGGAAUCGCGUAUAUGUUAAUGAUCAGCUUUAAACUGUGCUGAAAAGUCAUUUGGUCACGGCAGCUAAUCUCCUCACUACAGGCCGGAUGAAGUGUCAUGGACAAUCCCACAGCAUUCAGUGACACUGGAAUUCUGCUGAGGCGACUGUUCAGUCUUUCCCCGGAAAAAACCUGACGAACUCGGGCCUGAUAAUCCUCUUCAAUUGUGCGACGGAGCUCAACCAUC